AAAACAUUUCACUCUUAGCGGGUUUUUCGGAGCCCUACCAACCUCUGGAUCUUUAUUCGCCUAUCCCAAUCACCCGUUAUACGAUGGCGAAAUCAUGCAAACCGAGGAAAGUACUGGGCUCCUCAAAGAGAGGGCGGAAAGCUAAUGGGAACACGAGAAAGUUUACCACCCGAUGGUUCGUGUCACCGAUCAUCCCAAAGACGCUGAAACUCAAUUUCGUACCGCGAGGGUCAACGCCGGAGAUUCCUUUGUCGAAUGCCGACUCCGAUUGGCAAACUGGACUGGAUCAGAUCACGCCGGAUUCGCCUCCAAUCCUGGAGAUUCAAGGAGCGUUAGACCCAGCUGAGGUCUUCACGCCUCUAUCUUCGCUCGAGAGAGGGAAAGUCCAGAGGAGGAACCUCUUCAAAUGGAAGAGCUGGAAUGACCUCUCCGUCCUACCGGACUCGGUUUUCGUCAACUCUGAGACUCCCCUCGAACCUCGGCAACUCCCCAUGGAAUCAGGGAUAUCCCCAAUGGACAUUUCGAUGCUCGAGUCCAAUGAUACGAUCUUUGAGGAGGAGCUCUCCGAUGGACGACCAGAGGAUUUCGAUCGCCUGCGGGUAAAACGAAUCAUAUUCGACGUGAUCGAAGAAUCUUUCUCGACGCCCCAUUCAGACAAAUGUAUAGUUGUUCCUGCUCCGGGUGCCUCCAGUUCUGAAGCUGUGGCUAUUCGGGAGUACUUUGUGCCGGAAACUCCUCAGAAUCAGUGAAGAAAUAUCACCAGACUGCCGCUGCGCUCGCCAUCAUGGCAAUGUAUGAGCUCGCGAAACGUGCCGAGAGUUUUUAUGGAAUGUACUAAAGUAAAAUCACCCUAAUUUUACCAUGCAUGGUCGUG
Messenger RNA from Galendromus occidentalis (western predatory mite), 874 nucleotides. RefSeq lists its product as uncharacterized. The coding region runs from base 84 to 749 and encodes 221 amino acids. The transcript is spliced from 4 exons. The record is from RefSeq and is a predicted model, not a curated record. NCBI's taxonomy places the organism in Eukaryota, Metazoa, Arthropoda, Arachnida, Mesostigmata, Phytoseiidae.